AUGGUAGAUCUAAAGCAUACAUCGCUAGAAGAUCGUUUGCAGUCUUUUAGGCCAUGGAGACGUGAUUUACCAGCCAAGAAAGCUUUGGCCUACACCGGUUUUACCAAUGAUCGCGAGACUCCCACUAAUGAUGCAGUUAUUUGUGUUUAUUGUCAAAAACAGCUAGAGGGCUGGUUGCCCGAGGAAAUACCAGCAGAGGAGCAUUUUAGGCAUUCUCCGCAUUGUAUCCUUUCUACGCCCCAUUUAAUAGAGAGUCGGACCAUGUCUUUCAAAACCGGCACUCUGCGCUUUCUUCCGCGAGUGGCUACGGCAUUGGCCACUGAUGGCCUUUUUCUUUAUAAUCUCAAUAAGACCUCUAAUGAUCUCUUCUGCUACGUCUGUGGGUUUUAUUGUAGUUUAAUUGAUAGCCGGGACAGGCACGUCGCUGUUGUUGUUGCGAUUAGAAAGGCGCACCAUGCCUUCUCUCCCCACUGCCGAGCUAGAAGGGCUUCUUUAGCUGCCGACUCUUUAGGUAACAAGGAUAGUUUGCCGACGCAUUUCUUAUACCGACUAAUUUCCCUGCAAGUAUCUCCAGCUGACUUAGUCCAUCAUGAGCUAGAUCUAGCCCAAACUCCCCAUACCGUUGUCGUUACCCACCGACCUCAGCCUAAUGCACUUAAAGUCAGUCUAGCGCCAAUGUCAGCACCAUCCGGCCCAUUUUCACCACCAUCCGACUCUCCCAGUCCCCCUGCUAGCCCCCAGUCCUCUGACUCUCAAACCACCGCCAGCCUAUCUUCUGAUUCCAGUCCGCGACCCGUUGCAACCACCCAAACCGAAACCGAAACCCAAACACCACCGCCCACUCAACCCCGAGCCACUAUUAACCCACCUCAAGCCAAUCCAACUAUUUUAACUCCACAAGCCACACAAACCCCACAAACUACUCCAGCUACUGCUACAGUUACCCCACCCGACUCAGUCCAAGCAAUCUACCAAGUAGAUCCCGUGGUAGCUGAUCUAGCCACAUUCCUUUCCACGGAAGAAAAGACCACCUAUACUCUCAAGGACUCAUUGCGUGUAGGUCUGUCCCGAAUGCUUGCCAAAGCCCGCGAAGUCACUGAUUUGGAGAUGGAAAAGACCCGUGCCGAGCUAACCGCCAUCAUCACCAACCACCAAUACUAA
This is a messenger RNA of Nematocida homosporus, 1161 nucleotides long. RefSeq lists its product as uncharacterized. The record is from RefSeq and is a predicted model, not a curated record. The transcript has a single exon. The coding region runs from base 1 to 1161 and encodes 386 amino acids. NCBI's taxonomy places the organism in Eukaryota, Fungi, Microsporidia.